CAUAUUUCAUAAUGUCAUUUCAAUUGUAUUCAAUUGCAUCAAACUCAUUAAACAUGUUGUUCGGUGGAUUUUUGUUGUGUUUACUGAUUAUUUCAACAGUUUGUGCAAAUCCAGUUCCAUCAAAUCAGUCAACAAAAUUAGAUAAAAUAAUGCGCUGUGAUUGCAAAGUAAAAACGAUGAAUUACGUGAUUGAAUUCAAUAAUACAGACAUCUUCAACAAUAUCACAGUGCACGAAAACGAUGUGCUGUCAGAAGGGACGAUAAAGCUUAUACAGGAAAAACAUGGACUAACAAAAACAGGUGAAUUGGACCCUGAAUUUUGUGCAUUGAUGAACAAUCGAUUCCAAAAUAAAAUCCUCAAUUGGAGACUCAUAAAUAAAUCCACGAAAACUGAAAGUGAUAUGGCAGCUCUUAAAAAUACAUUGAACGCGGCAUUUGAAAAGUGGUCAAAGGUAACCAAGCUGAAAUUUCGAUACGUGGACAGUGCGGACGCUGAAAUUCAAGUGGUGUUUGGAAGCGACGAAAUAAACUGCGAAAAUGGCAAAAAAUUAACAUAUUCCAAUGAUAAACAAUUUGGAUGCGCAUUCCUACCGGGAGACAUCAAAAAUGGCGGUGAUGUGUACUUCUAUGAGGCAAAUUGGAGGCCAGAAAAUGAUAGCAGUGGAAGACCACUACUACCAGCAGCAGUAUACGCGUUCGGAUAUGCAAUCGGAUUAAAAAAUGCAACGUUUGACAAGAAUGGCGAAAUAUCGGCGUCGGAAAUAAAUGAAGUGCAGAAAAUUUACAAUCCACACCGUGCAAAGCCUUGGACAAUGUUGACAAAUUAAAAAGUAAUAUACACAUUCGACUGAAAAUGUUGUAAAUAGAGUAAAUUGAAAAAGAAUUAAUUUUAAGGUGACAGGGAUACUUCGGACUGAACUGCGUAUUUAA
Contarinia nasturtii (swede midge) is the source of this 930-nucleotide messenger RNA. Its product is annotated as macrophage metalloelastase-like. Lineage: Eukaryota; Metazoa; Arthropoda; Insecta; Diptera; Cecidomyiidae. Gene Ontology annotation, cellular component: extracellular matrix. Gene Ontology annotation, molecular function: zinc ion binding; metalloendopeptidase activity. Gene Ontology annotation, biological process: proteolysis. The record is from RefSeq and is a predicted model, not a curated record. The coding region runs from base 12 to 827 and encodes 271 amino acids. The transcript is spliced from 5 exons.